GCAGAUCACAGGUGCUACAACAGCACGGGCGUGGAUUACCGGGGCACGGUGAGCGUGACGCGCUCGGGGCGGCAGUGCCAGCCCUGGAACUCGCAGUACCCCCACACCCACACCUUCACUGCUGCCAGGUACCCCGAGCUCAACGGGGGCCACUCCUACUGCAGGAACCCUGGAAACCAGAAGGAUGCUCCGUGGUGCUUCACCUUGGAUGAGAACUUCAAGUCGGAGCUCUGCGAUGUCCCGGCCUGUGAUUACAAGGAUUCCAAGGAAAAGAAUAAAAUGGAAAUCCUGUACAUCCUGGUGCCAAGUGUCACCAUCCCCCUGGCCAUAGCCUUGCUCUUCUUUUUCAUCUGCAUCUGUCGCAACAACCAGAAAUCCUCGUCCCCCCCAGUGCAGAGGCAGCCGAAGCACGUCCGGGGGCAGAACGUGGAGAUGUCCAUGCUCAACGCCUACAAACCAAAGAGCAAAGCCAAGGAGCUGCCCCUGUCUGCCGUGCGCUUCAUGGAGGAGCUGGGGGAAUGCGCCUUCGGCAAGAUCUACAAGGGCCACCUCUACCUGCCGGGCAUGGACCACGCCCAGCUCGUGGCCAUCAAGACCCUCAAGGACUUCAACAACCCCCAGCAGUGGGCGGAAUUCCAGCAGGAGGCGUCGCUGCUGGCGGAGCUGCAGCACCCCAACAUCGUGUGCCUGCUGGGCGCGGUGAGCCAGGAGCAGCCCGUGUGCCUGCUCUUCGAGUACACCAACCAGGGCGACCUGCACGAGUUCCUGGUCAUGCGCUCGCCCCACUCCGACGUGGGCUGCAGCAGCGACGAGGACGGCACGGUGAAAUCCAGCCUGGACCACGGCGACUUCCUGCACAUCGCCGUGCAGAUCGCCGCCGGCAUGGAGUACCUGGCCGGCCGCUUCUUCGUGCACAAGGACCUGGCGGCCCGCAACGUGCUGAUCGGGGAGCAGCUCCACGUGAAGAUCUCGGACCUGGGGCUCUCCAGGGAGAUCUACUCGGCUGAUUACUACAGGGUGCAGAACAAGUCGCUGCUGCCCAUCCGCUGGAUGCCGCCCGAGGCCAUCAUGUACGGCAAGUUCUCCUCCGACUCCGACAUCUGGUCCUUCGGGGUGGUGCUGUGGGAGAUCUUCAGCUUCGGCCUCCAGCCCUACUACGGGUUCAGCAACCAGGAGGUGAUCGAGAUGAUCCGCAAGCGGCAGCUGCUGCCGUGCUCCGAGGACUGUCCCCCCAGGAUGUACGGGCUGAUGACGGAGUGCUGGCACGACCUGCCGUCCCGCCGGCCGCGCUUCAAGGAGAUCCACGCCCGCCUGCGCUCCUGGGAGGGCCUGUCCAGCCACACCAGCUCCACCACCCCGUCGGGCGGCAACGCCACCACGCAGACCACCUCGCUGAGCGCCAGCCCCGUCAGCAACCUCAGCAACCCCCGCUACCCCAACUACAUGUUCCCGGCUCAGGCCAUGCCCCAGGGCCAGCUGGCGGGUUUCAUGGCGCAGAACCAGCGCUACAUCCCCAUCAACGGCUUCCCCAUCCCGCCGGGCUACGCCGCCUUCCCCGCGCCGCACUUCGCCCCGCCGGGGCCGCCCCGGGUCCUCCCGCACUGUCCCCCUCCCAAGAGCCGCUCGCCCAGCAGCGCCAGCGGCUCCACCAGCACGGGCCAUGUCACCAGCCUGCCGUCGUCCGGCUCCAACCAGGAGGCCAACAUCCCCCUGCUGUCCCACAUGGCCAUCCCCAGCCACCCCGCGGGCAUGGGCAUGGCCGUGUUUGCCAGCAAAACUCAGAAACCCUACAAAGUGGACUCCAAGCAGUCCUCCCUGCUGGGGGACUCCAGCGCGCACGGACCCAACGACUCGGUCAUUUCGGCGGAGUUGUAGAUACGCGAGGCCUUUGUAAAUAGGACUCUUCAGAAGGGGGAGGAAA
Oenanthe melanoleuca is the source of this 1921-nucleotide messenger RNA. RefSeq names its product inactive tyrosine-protein kinase transmembrane receptor ROR1. Gene Ontology annotation, cellular component: signaling receptor complex. The record is from RefSeq and is a predicted model, not a curated record. The transcript has 3 exons. Gene Ontology annotation, molecular function: protein kinase activity; ATP binding. The annotation marks the transcript as partial. Lineage: Eukaryota; Metazoa; Chordata; Aves; Passeriformes; Muscicapidae. Gene Ontology annotation, biological process: positive regulation of canonical NF-kappaB signal transduction; protein phosphorylation; positive regulation of kinase activity.